Molecule: messenger RNA, 1846 nt
Organism: Vicia villosa (hairy vetch)
Lineage: Eukaryota; Viridiplantae; Streptophyta; Magnoliopsida; Fabales; Fabaceae
Product: zinc finger protein NUTCRACKER-like
Exons: 3
Coding region: 319-1788 (489 amino acids)
Cellular component (GO): nucleus
Molecular function (GO): DNA-binding transcription factor activity
Source: RefSeq, a predicted model, not a curated record
CUCCCUCUCCCUCCCUCCUCCUUUAUCUCUCUCACUCACUCUCUCUUUCUCUCCUUUAACUUUUCACCGCCUCCCACAGCAUCUUCCAUUUUUUUAUUCCACCUCAAAAGUAGAUAAUUAUAUCAAAUAUAAAAUAAAAAAACAUGCAUAUGAAGAGAGAGAAAUCCCAUCUUUGUUGCACAUAUCAUCACUUCCUUUUGUUUAGGGUUGAAGCCAUAUAUAUAACUAACAACAAACCUAUCUUCCCAUAUUCUCUAAGCCUAAGUUCUUCUCUUUGUAAGUUUCUUAUAUUCUAAAUUUGAAUCAAACAAAUUGAACAUGUUAACAAAAAUGAAUGAAGUAGAACUCUCAAAUGUUAAUUUCCUUCAAAAUUCAACUACUAGUGCUUCCAUUAAUCCUCCUCCUUUGAAGAGAAAAAGAAACCUCCCCGGAAAUCCAGAUCCUGAAGCUGAAGUUAUCGCUUUAUCGCCGAAGACUUUAAUGGCAACAAACAGAUUCUUGUGUGAAACAUGCGGGAAGGGUUUUCAAAGAGAUCAGAAUCUACAACUACAUCGACGGGGACAUAAUCUUCCGUGGAAGCUUAAGCAGAGAACAAACAAGGAAAUAAAGAAGAGAGUUUAUGUCUGUCCUGAGAAGAGUUGUGUUCAUCAUGAUCCUUCAAGAGCACUUGGUGACUUAACUGGGAUAAAAAAGCACUUUUGUAGAAAGCACGGUGAAAAGAAGUGGAAGUGCGAGAAGUGCUCAAAACGCUAUGCUGUUCAGUCAGAUUGGAAAGCUCAUUCGAAAACAUGUGGUACUAGAGAAUACAAAUGUGACUGUGGAACUAUCUUUUCAAGGAGAGAUAGCUUCAUAACUCAUAGAGCUUUCUGUGAUGCCUUAGCAGAAGAAACGGCAAGGGUAAGUGCAGCCUCAGAAAUAAACCACAACUCAUUAAGGGGUAACAUUGGUAAUAAUUACAACAUAAUGGGAACAUCUUUAGUCCCUAACAACAACAUGUCAACUCAUUUUCCUUCAAUUUUCAAAACAAUUUCAUCUCCUGAUCAUCAUCAUCAUGAAACAACAACCAAUCAAACUAGAGGUCUCUCCCUUUGGAUGAGCCAAACAUCUCAGCCUCAUGAAACAAUGAUAACCACCAAUGGAAACAACAAUUUGCAUGAGAUUCAUGUUAAUCAACAUCUUGACUCAUCGUCAAGAGGAUUAAUGUACGGUGGGAUCGAGAAUCCAAACUCGAAUAACUAUCAGUUGAAUUGGGUUUUUGAAAAUAAACUUCCCUCAAAUUGUAGCCAAGAGUUAAUUACUAGCACAACAACUUCACUUCCACUAGGAAACAAUAAUGUUAAUGUUAAGGAUGUUGCUAUUCAUCAUGAUGCUACUACAAGCCAACAAUUAUCUUCCUUGUAUAGCUCACAACACCAAAUACCAUCACAUCAAACAUCAUCAUCGGCAAACAUGUCAGCUACAGCUUUGUUACAGAAAGCUGCUCAAAUCGGAGUAACCUCGACCGACACAUCAUUCCUCGGAAGCUUAGGUUUGAAAUGCAGUGACAAUACUAAUAUUGAUGUGAACAAGUUUGGUGGUGGUGCUGGUUUGUAUGGUUCAAGUUCAUUGCUCAUUAGUCUUGGAAAUGAGGAAGAUCAUAAUGCUGCAUGUGAUUUCUCACAAAUGCACCCUUCUAAACGUAGACAUGUCCAGAGUGAAGAGAAUGGAGGUGGAGGGCAAACUAGGGAUUUUCUUGGUGUUGGUGUGCAAACCAUUUGUCACCCUUCAUCAAUCAACGGAUGGAUUUGAUUUUAUCAUCAUGUAUAUAUAUUCACUUAUGAAUUAUUAUCUUUUAUUUUUUUCUUAA